Messenger RNA from Enterobius vermicularis (human pinworm), 618 nucleotides. NCBI's taxonomy places the organism in Eukaryota, Metazoa, Nematoda, Chromadorea, Rhabditida, Oxyuridae. The record is from the annotation of a GenBank genome assembly.
AUGUCUGAUGGAAGAACUAAGUCGGCUACGAGGAAUGCCGUUCAACUCGUUCAACAGCUUAUUUCAAAUCCAGAUAUUAUUCCACCAUACAAUAACGAACUUAUGAAGAAAUGUAUUCAACAGAUUAAUGAUCUCUACCAGGAGAAUGCGAAUGAUGCCAUGGCUAUUCAUUCGGAGUGUGAGGACAAAACACAGCGCACUCAUAAUUUGUUGGCUCGUCAGAGUUGUAUUGAAUUUAUCAAAAGGUGCUGCUGUGCAUACAUAAAUAAACGUAUGGAACGGCUCAAAGCAGAACGGUGGAAGCGCGCGGGUAAUAUACCGCAGUCAAUUAAAGCGAACUUGUGCGCUGCUGAGAUUCAGUGGCUGAAAGACUACGAACUAAACUUAGCAAAGUUCCAAGAAGAGUUUGGCGAUGAGGAUACUGUUUUAAAUCUCAUGACAAACAUUAAACCUGCCAAGUCUUUGUUUGUACAGGUGCAAGCGGUUGAAGACUACGGUGAAUUUGAACUUUCUGAUGGGUCAGUUGUAGUCCUGAAAAAAAAUUCAUUGCACUCGUUGCCACGAUGUGAUUGCGAGAUGUUGCUGAAACAAGGGAUCCUUGAAUUUGCUAACAAAUGA